CUGUAAUCAAAGAGUACUCCAAACAAUGUCGAUCAUUCCCAGCUUCAUUGGGGGCUUUUGGGAUCCAUUCCAGGAUUUCCCAUUUUCCUCUUCACUUACAACCUCUCGCCCUCAGUUCUCCAGCGAUACUGCUGCGUUUGCCAAUUUCCGCGUAGAUUGGAAGGAGAUCCCAGAAGCCCACAUCUUCAAAGCUGACCUUCCUGGGUUGAAGAAAGAAGAAGUGAAGGUCGAGGUUGAAGAAGGAAGAGUCCUUCAGAUCAGUGGAGAGAGGACCAAAGAACAGGAAGAGAAGAAUGAUCAGUGGCAUCGCAUUGAGCGUAGCAGCGGCAAAUUCCUUCGCCGGUUCAGAUUGCCUGAGAAUGCCAAAAUGGAUCAAGUGAAGGCUUCCAUGGAGAAUGGAGUUCUCACUGUCACCAUCCCCAAGGAAGAAGUCAAGAAACCAGAGGUCAAGGCCAUUGAAAUCUCUGGUUAAAGUGAUCUCUUAAU
Messenger RNA from Telopea speciosissima, 486 nucleotides. RefSeq names its product class I heat shock protein-like. The coding region runs from base 26 to 472 and encodes 148 amino acids. The record is from RefSeq and is a predicted model, not a curated record. Lineage: Eukaryota; Viridiplantae; Streptophyta; Magnoliopsida; Proteales; Proteaceae. Gene Ontology annotation, biological process: protein folding; response to heat; response to hydrogen peroxide. The transcript has a single exon.